UGUUGUAGCGCUCCGCAGUUGUUGACUUGUUUCGUCGUAGGCUCCGAUUGGACCGAUCUGAUCAGAUUUUGAAUCGAUCGCAUUGAUUUCGAAACGCAGACUCUUAAUCGGGAACUAGCCGAAUGCACAAGAUCAGAUCGAAAACACGCUGACAAUUUAAUUAUAUACCCUAAAACCUGCAAAAACGUGCGCUCUUACGUCGGCCGUGCGAGUGUGUGUGUGUGUGUGGUGAGCUCUUCUCUCUACCGCCCCCACCCCCUUCGCCCACGUUUCGCUCAGCGCGCAAAAGUAAAUUUUAGUGCAAAUAAAUUGCUUUGCUUAUCUCGAAGCGCGCGCUCGCAUGAUGAACGCAGCUCUGUGCGUGAGUGUGUUUGUGGGGAGUGAGUGUGCGAGUGUUGUUAAUUAAUUUACAAAAGUCGCUCCUGUUUGGCGAACAACAGAGAACAACAAUAACACCAGAAGAGGCAGCGAGAAGUGCGAAAACGAAAGAAAAACAACAACGGACCUGCUAACGGCAGUUGCAUGUGGGCCACUUCGCCCACCCAACCCCCACCCUAUCCCUCGCUGGCGGAAAACGAAAGUUCUUUUACAUGUAACACAGCAAGACUCUCAGAAAGGAGAAGGAGAGAGCGCAGAGCCCUACGCAGAGCGUGAGCGAAACAGAAGCGAGAGCACCAAUGCAGGAGAGCGACAUUUGGCCUUGAACUUGCGGACGUUAUACAACAAAUCUCAGGUGGAAGCAGCAGUGUCAACGUCAAUGUCAAUUCCCAUUAACUGCAUACAAUAAGCCAAUGUACAAAUCCGUAAUAUAAGUGAUCCACGCGAGUUCUCUAGGACUCUGUUUUGGGUAGUCACGGGAUGCUCGUUGAACACUGGCCAUAGAUUUUCUUUCGGAGCGAAUUACUGCAGGGACAGUUGUCUCCCAUAUAAACUCAAUCUUUUGUACCUGUUGUGUCGGCAAAAUUGCUGAAAGCGAGCUCCCCGAAGAAGUUACCUGAGGACAAUUUAUACGGAAACACAAUUAUAUAAAAUUAUAUACACAACUAUAUACAAGUAGAACUUGCCGUUUUAACAAGCCGUCCACUUUUAAAACAAACAUAAGGGAUUAUAUAUAGACAACCUAUAUAAAUAUGCCCCACGUCUGCCACGCCAGGAAGAGCCACAGCAAUCCGCAGGGCAGCAACUAACGGAGUUUUCCCGCCAGCUGCCGGAAAUCCAGUAGCAAAUCCAGCAAACCAGCGACCCAGUCAGCAGGAAUCAGCCAGCCGAGCCGAGCACAAGGACACCACCAUCUCCGUUUCCAUCGCAGAAGGAUAGGAAAUCUGUUGCCAUGGGCCGCAAAAAAAUUCAAAUAUCACGCAUCACCGAUGAACGCAAUCGGCAGGUGACCUUCAACAAGCGCAAGUUCGGCGUGAUGAAGAAGGCCUACGAGCUGUCCGUGCUCUGCGACUGCGAGAUCGCCCUGAUCAUCUUCUCGUCGAGCAACAAGCUGUACCAGUACGCCAGCACCGACAUGGAUCGCGUCCUGCUCAAGUACACCGAGUACAACGAGCCCCACGAGUCCCUCACCAACAAGAACAUCAUCGAGAAGGAGAACAAGAACGGCGUGAUGUCGCCGGACUCGCCCGAAGCCGAAACGGACUACACACUCACUCCGCGGACGGAGGCCAAGUACAACAAGAUCGACGAGGAGUUCCAGAACAUGAUGCAGCGCAACCAGAUGGCCAUCGGUGGUGCUGGUGCCCCUCGCCAGCUUCCAAACAGCAGCUACACGCUGCCCGUUUCUGUUCCGGUGCCGGGAUCCUACGGCGACAACCUGCUGCAGGCCAGUCCACAGAUGUCCCACACCAACAUCAGCCCCCGUCCAUCGAGUUCGGAGACGGAUUCAGGUGGGAUGUCCCUGAUAAUCUAUCCAUCGGGUUCCAUGCUGGAGAUGUCGAACGGCUAUCCGCAUUCACACUCGCCGCUUGUGGGAUCACCGAGUCCUGGUCCCAGUCCUGGCAUAGCCCACCACUUGUCCAUUAAGCAGCAGUCGCCGGGCAGCCAAAACGGACGAGCUUCCAAUCUAAGGGUCGUCAUACCGCCCACAAUUGCGCCCAUACCGCCCAAUAUGUCAGCGCCGGAUGACGGGGGAUAUGCAGAUCAACGACAGAGCCAGACAUCGCUUAACACGCCAGUGGUCACGCUGCAGACGCCGAUUCCCGCCCUCACGAGCUAUUCCUUCGGGGCGCAGGACUUCUCCUCAUCCGGCGUAAUGAAUAGCGCGGAUAUCAUGAGCCUCAACACCUGGCAUCAGGGACUGGUGCCGCACUCUAGUCUCUCGCACCUGGCUGUCUCGAAUAGCACGCCGCCGCCCGCCACCUCCCCCGUCUCCAUAAAGGUCAAGGCUGAGCCGCAGUCGCCGCCGAGAGAUCUUUCCGCCAGCGGCCAUCAGCAGAACAGCAAUGGUUCCACGGGCAGCGGCGGAUCCAGCAGCAGCACCAGUAGCAACGCCAGCGGAGGAGCAGGAGGCGGUGGAGCCGUCAGUGCAGCCAAUGUCAUCACGCACUUGAACAACGUCAGUGUCCUGGCGGGAGGUCCUUCGGGGCAGGGAGGAGGAGGCGGAGGCGGCGGCAGCAACGGGAAUGUCGAGCAGGCCACCAAUCUUAGCGUACUGAGCCACGCGCAGCAACAUCACCUGGUCAUGUCCAACUCGCGGCCCUCGUCCACGGGCCACAUCACACCCACUCCAGGGCAUGAUAAGUAUGAAGGAUAUCCGUACCGCGCUCUAAUGGGACAUAAUCCUAGAUGGAAUUUUGCCGGUGCGCCGAGCAGCGACCAGGAUGUGCGUCUGGCAGCCGUCGCCGUGCAGCAGCAACAGCAGCAGCAACAUCAGCAGCAGCAACUAGGCGACUACGAUGCCCCCAACCACAAACGGCCGAGAAUAUCGGGCGGAUGGGGCACAUAGCCGGCACGAGCUGCUGGUAGCAGCCACUACAAGCCACAUCACAACAACCACACCGGCUGCAGCAGCAUCAACGGCAGCAACACCAGCUGCAGCACCAACAACACCAUCACCAGCAGCAGCAGCAACAGUAGCAGCAGCAGCAACAAGAAGCCGGCGGAGUGCGACGACCUGGUCAUGAUGCCGCCACCGCCUCGUAAGGAGAUAGGUCGCAGCUCCUACAGCCUCCUGCAGUCCGGCUACGACUGCUAUGGCCAGCAACUAGCGGUGGCCUACGGAGCGCAGCAGCACCCAUAGCCCCCGCGUCCUCCGUUUCCGGACCAGUGCAAUAGUUGAGAGAGGAAACAGGAGGCAGUUUUGUUUUGUUUUCGGAUUAAGCGAACAGUGACAGUGUCAUAUCUAUAGUUAUUGUAACUUAAAUGAAUUACGAUUACACACCUACGGUAAUAGUUAUAAUUUUAAAUUAUAAACGCAGAGCUGGCGGGGCUGCCGCCGCGUCCUGCCGAGAAAUUUGAGCAGGUUAGAGUGUUGAGCUGAUUUAGUUUAGUUACAAUUACAAAUACAAAUAAUUACACGAGUACGGUUAAAGUUAAUGUUAAAUCUAAUCGUAGGAAUGAAAUCAUGCAGACAAACAAAAAGCAAAAAACAAAAAACAAAACGGACUCGAUUGAUGGAAGAGCUCUUUAUGCUGUACAUAUUUGAUUUUAGUGUCAUAAGUUUUAAACUUAGUUCGUAGGGAACUACGAGAUACGUAAACCAUGCAAGUCAUACGAUGAAACGAUGGAGAAACUCUAAGCAAAACACAGACCCUCACGCAGAUGUACUCAGUGUUCUAUCAUUAUUUGUAAUUCUGUGCAAUUUAUCGUCAAUUUUUAGUUUUUUUCUGGAGGUUCUGGAGUUCAUCAUCGAACCAAAUACGUUUUUUGAUGGUUGGCUUAAUUGAUUUAGGCCGAGAUCACAGCCUUGUGCAAGUAUGCAUACACACUUAUUAUUUAAUUUAGUUCCGAUUUAAGCGAUUAUUUAAUAGACACUUUUCUCUUCAUCUCUUAAGCGAAACGAAGUCAUAAUUUGUAAUUUAAAUUUAAAGUGGAUUUCUAUUCAAUUUGAACUGUUUCAAAUUCUUGUGCCUAAGUUUUGUAAUUUUUACAUUUAAAUGCAGUUUGUAAAACAACAACAAUCGCAACAGCAACAACAACUCAACAAAAUAUAAUUUAAAUAAAAUUAUUCGAGCAAUUUUUCGUUGUC
Drosophila sechellia is the source of this 4189-nucleotide messenger RNA. RefSeq names its product myocyte enhancer factor 2 (gene Mef2). The transcript is spliced from 12 exons. Bases 1331 to 2947 code for a protein of 538 amino acids. The record is from RefSeq and is a predicted model, not a curated record. Lineage: Eukaryota; Metazoa; Arthropoda; Insecta; Diptera; Drosophilidae. Gene Ontology annotation, molecular function: protein dimerization activity; histone deacetylase binding; RNA polymerase II cis-regulatory region sequence-specific DNA binding. Gene Ontology annotation, biological process: positive regulation of transcription by RNA polymerase II; cell differentiation.